UGUCACAUUUUUAAAUUUCCCGCCGUUCUGUCCCCGUACAUCCUGACAUCGCAGGGAACAGAACCCGGAAGACAGAUGCUGGCUUACCUGGUACUUCGCUUCCGCGAUGAGGGACAUCGCGGGAGCGAAGAACAAGGUAAGUGAAGAAGAGAUCCCGGAGCAGCGCUGCAAGGUAUUCCCCAGUGUAGCCCAGGGUACCGCUUGUGGUGCUGAAACUUUACCCCGAGCUACACUCGGGAAUACCUCCAGGGAGGUUAACAAAUAUGUUAUACUUACC
Staurois parvus is the source of this 277-nucleotide messenger RNA. The record is from the annotation of a GenBank genome assembly. NCBI's taxonomy places the organism in Eukaryota, Metazoa, Chordata, Amphibia, Anura, Ranidae.